AUGGUAGGCGUUGGUGGUCGCUCUGGAGGUUGUCAUACCUGUCGACGUCGACGUGUGAAAUGCGACGAAACCCAUCCAAAGUGUACCAGAUGUGAAAAGGCCAAGAUUACUUGUGAAGGAUAUGCGCGCGAUUUGAAGUUCGUCGACGAGAAAAGUCGAGCUCAGAAAAGAGUACAAGUGAAGCGACAAGCAUAUCUCGAAGCGGUACAAGCAGAAGAUGAACAAAAGGCUCAGCGAAAAGCACGAACGACCCCAGAGAAGGUGGCUGCGAAGACGAUUGUCAAGCCGACUUCGAGAGACCAGGUCCCGCCAAUGCUGUCGAUGGAGGGGUUCAGGAAUACGGUGGAGCUAGAGUUUAUGUUAAACAAACUCUUUUCAGGAUGGAAACUAUUUAUACCAUGGGUUAUGAUGGGAUACAGGGGCACGGCAGACUGUACGACAACACAGGCAGUCAACGCUCUGAGCAGUAUGUACUACGCUCGUCGCCAUCAUGACGAUAAGAGCUUCGACUUGGGCAUAAAAUCCUAUUCGAAGGCAUUGCAAUUGAUGAGUGUAGAUCUAAAAGAUCCAAAAGCUGCAUAUAAGCUUCCAUUGAUGAUGGCAUCUUCUUUUGGUGGCAUGAUACAACAUCUUGGGGGGGUACACCGUCUCAUUGAAGCUCGUGGACCAGAGCGACAUCAAACACGACCGGAAUUGGACGUUUUCGAGGCCGCGCGGACGGGCAUCAUACACCAAUACAUGGAAAGGAAAAAAGCCUGCUUUCUAGGCACUGAACGAUGGAGGACUGUCCCAUGGCUCAAACACCCAGAAAUGAAACACCUAUUGUCAAUGAUCUGUGAUAUCAAGGCUCUUCUUCCCGCUUUGCUAGAAGAUAUGGAAGCGUUGCGGACCGGUCAACGUUCUUCACCAGCGGAGUUCCGAGAUCUCUGCCAAAGGGUAACCACGCAGUUGUACGAAACAUAUCUUUGGCGCGCCGCGUGGGAAUCACAUAAUUCGAAUUGUGCAUUCAUCAUCAAUAUCAAUGAUCCCACUGUACCAUAUACUGCAGCUAUCCAUUUCACAUCAAUGGCCCGAGCCGUAGAACUUGCGCAUUACAACACCUGCUUGCUCGAGCUCUACAGAAUGGCGCGCCUUUUAAUGGGCCCAAUGUUCGACAUAACAGCUCCAGCUGCUAGCAUCAUGAUCCCUCGGACGAAUCUCCCACUAUUACUACCAGGCGAUCCAAAAACAAUUCAAGAUGUGGCACUCGAAAUUGUACGUACGACAGACUAUGCAUUGUUGGAACCACACAGAAGUGCUGGUUAUUUCCAGAUAAUGUUUCCCCUUCGAGCUGUCUUUGAGGUUUUCAGACCUGGCAGUAGAGAGUGGUACUAUUGCGAAAGGUUAUUCAAUGAGAUGGCUGAUCAAGGUGGGUUUACGUUGAGUCGGAAGAUGAUGCUCAGAGGUACGGUGGGAAGAAUGUUGAUGGAUGAAGAUAUCAACACUUGA
Molecule: messenger RNA, 1488 nt
Organism: Glarea lozoyensis ATCC 20868
Lineage: Eukaryota; Fungi; Ascomycota; Leotiomycetes; Helotiales; Helotiaceae
Product: Zn2/Cys6 DNA-binding protein
Exons: 3
Coding region: 1-1488 (495 amino acids)
Biological process (GO): regulation of DNA-templated transcription
Molecular function (GO): DNA-binding transcription factor activity, RNA polymerase II-specific; zinc ion binding
Source: RefSeq, a predicted model, not a curated record